This is a messenger RNA of Puma concolor (puma), 616 nucleotides long. It is a transcript of the gene PXMP2, whose product is annotated as peroxisomal membrane protein 2. Gene Ontology annotation, cellular component: cytoplasm; peroxisomal membrane. The record is from RefSeq and is a predicted model, not a curated record. NCBI's taxonomy places the organism in Eukaryota, Metazoa, Chordata, Mammalia, Carnivora, Felidae.
AUGGCGUCGGCGGCGUCGAAGCUGCGGGCGGAGGCCGGGCUCGGGGCGCUCCCGCAGCGGGCGCUCGCCCAGUACCUGCGCCUUCUGCGGCUCUACCCUGUGCUCACCAAGGCAGCCACCAGUGGCAUUUUGUCAGCACUUGGGAACUUCCUGGCCCAGAUGAUGGCGAAGCAGCGGAAAAAAGAAAACUCCCAAAAGCUAGAUGUCAGCGGGCCUCUCAGAUACGCCAUUUAUGGGUUCUUCUUCACAGGGCCACUGAGUCACUUCUUCUACCUCUUCAUGGAGCACUGGAUCCCUUCUGAGGUCCCCUGGGCUGGGGUCAAGAGGCUCCUCCUGGACCGCCUCCUCUUUGCACCGGCCUUCCUGUUGUUGUUUCUCCUCGUCAUGAACUUCCUGGAGGGGAGAGACGCAGCUGCUCUCUCUGUCCAGAUAAGGAGAAGCUUCUGGCCGGCGCUGCGCAUGAACUGGCGAGUCUGGACCCCAGUGCAGUUCAUCAACAUCAACUACGUCCCUCUGCAGUUCCGGGUGCUUGUUGCCAACCUGGUGUCUCUGUUCUGGUACAUCUACCUGGCCUCUCUGGGGAAGUGAAGAUGGCCCGGAGUGAACACACCCAGCU